UUCGUGCUGAGUUUUUUUCAUGUUCCUGCACAACCUCUUAUAAGUUUUUUCCUGUUCUCUUUCACCGGUGCUGCUCAAGCUGCAGCUCAUUGACAGCCUGCAUCCUCACAGAGAGCCCUCGACUGCGGGAUGGGUGCUCUCUCAAUGUGCUGGGUCUUAUGGAUGUGUGUUUUCAUGUUUCCAGGGUUGACAGCAGCAAGCGGCUCAAACCUGUGCACCUCCAGAGGAGCCAGCACAUGCAAGCAAUGUCUGGCUGUUCACCCCAGCUGUGCCUGGUGCUUCCAAGAGGACUUUGGCCAUGGAGUUGCCAGCUCAUCACGUUGUGACCUGAAGAAGAACCUGAUUGCAGCAGGAUGUGAUCCAUCAGGUCUGGAGUCUCCAACCAGCAGACUCCAGGUGAUUGAGGAUCGGCCUCUCAGCAACAAGGCGGCUGGAGCAACCCAAGAUGUCACGCAGAUAAAGCCGCAGAAACUGCAAAUCACUCUCAGGCCAGAUGAUGCAAAGCGUUUCACAGUGAAGGUGCGUCAGGUAGAAGACUACCCUGUUGACCUUUACUACCUCAUGGACCUGUCCUACUCCAUGAACGAUGACCUUUUCCGCCUGAGGACGCUGGGCCGAGGCCUGGCUGAAGCCAUGAACAGAACAACCAGCAACCUGCGCAUGGGCUUUGGGGCUUUUGUGGACAAGCCGCUGUCGCCGUACAUGUACAUUUCACCUGAGGCAGCUGUGAAAAACCCCUGCUACAGCAUUAAUACCACCUGUCUGCCCCAGUUUGGCUACAAACAUGUCCUGUCCCUGACGGAGGAAGUGGGUCGCUUCACAGAGGAAGUGAAAAAGCAGAUGGUGUCCAGGAACCGAGAUGCCCCGGAGGGAGGAUUCGAUGCUAUCAUCCAGGCUGCUGUGUGCAAGGAGCAGAUUGGCUGGCGUCCAGGUGCUUCCCACCUCCUGAUUUUCACCUCAGAUGCCAAGACCCAUGUGGCUCUGGAUGGUCGGCUCGCUGGAAUCGUGCAGCCCAACGAUGGAAAGUGCCAUCUAAACUCUGACAAUAUGUACAGCAUGUCCACCACUAUGGAUUAUCCAUCACUUGCUUUGAUCACAGAGAAGAUGUCAGAGAACAACAUCAACCUAAUCUUUGCAGUCACCAACCCUGUGGUGCCCCUUUACCAGAACUAUAGUGAGCUUAUUCCUGGCACCACAGUGGGAACAUUGUCCAACGACUCUGGAAACGUCAUCCAGCUCAUACUAAAAGCCUAUGCUAAAAUUCGUUCCAAGGUGGAGCUGGAGCUUCUAGGCGUCCCAGAGGAGCUGUCCUUGUCCUUUAACGCCACCUGUCUGAAUGGAGAGCUCAUCCCAGGCCUGAAAUCCUGCUCUGGGCUGAAAAUAGGAGAUACGGUCUCGUUUAGCGUGGAGGCCCGUGCUCGCGGCUGUCCCAAACAAAAGAAGAAAACCUUCAUCAUCAAGCCUGUGGGCUUCAAGGACUCCCUCUCCAUUACGGUCACAUUUGAGUGUGACUGCAAGUGCCAGAGCAAAGCCCAGCCAAACAGCCCUAAAUGUACCAACGGGAAUGGCACCUACGAGUGUGGCAUGUGUCUGUGCCACCCUGGCAGGUUGGGGCCGUACUGCGAGUGUGCAGAGGGUGACUUCAACCCCAUGGAGCAGGACCGCUGCAGCGGGCCUGCCGGAUCUGGAGGAGCCAUCUGCAGCGGCCGUGGGGACUGUGUGUGUGGCCAGUGUGUGUGCCACAGCAGCGACUUUGGGAAGGUGUGGGGGAAGCUGUGUGAGUGUGAUGACUUCAACUGCCUGCGAUACAAGGGAGAGCUAUGCUCAGGCCAUGGCGUGUGUAACUGUGGUUUCUGCCAGUGUGCACCAGACUGGCAGGGCGAGAACUGUAACUGCUCCAGACGCACAGACACCUGCAUGUCCAACCUGGGUCUGCUCUGCAGCGGCAGGGGCCAGUGCGUUUGUGGGGUCUGUGAGUGCACCCAACCGGGGGCAUAUGGGGCCACGUGUGACAAAUGCCCCACCUGCCCAGACGCUUGUACCAUGAAGAAGGAGUGUGUGGAGUGUAAACACUUCAAGAGGGGCAAGCUGCAUGACGAUAACACCUGCAGUCGAAUCUGCAAGGAUGAGAUUGUGCUUGUAGAUGAAAUAGUGCUCCAUGACACAAAUGCUGUAAACUGCUCGUACAAAGACGAAAACGACUGUGUGGAGCGAUUCCAGUACUACGAGGACGCCAGUGGCAAAUCCAUCCUGUUUGUGGUCAAAGAGCCUGAUUGCCCCAAGGGUCCGGACAUUUUGGUGGUGCUUUUGUCUGUGGCGGGAGCCAUCUUGUUUCUCGGCCUGUCUGCUCUGCUGAUCUGGAAGCUGCUGGUUACCAUCCACGACAGGCGGGAGUUCGCCAGGUUUGAGGAAGAGCGCGCUCGUGCCAAGUGGGACACGGUACACAAUCCUCUCUAUAAAGGAGCAACAUCUACCUUCACAAACAUCACAUACAGAGGAAAAGACUGAUUCUACUGAAUGACAAAGGGUAGAGGAUGAAAUACUGGACUUUAAGGUCCUUUGGGAGAAAGCAACGAGUCAUGUGCAGCCUUCUACUGUCACAAAACAAUAACGUGUGUGUAAAUAUGUAGAAAUUAUUCUGAGGACACAUUUUUAUCAGGGUCAGUCAUUCAUGUCACACUGAUGAAAAUACUUGUUGUUUUGCAUAAUUUACUGAGGUUUGUUUUGUUGUUCAGGUCAGAAUAUAAACUUGUUUCUCCCUCAAUCACAUAUUUCAACUUGUAGCUUAUUUUCAUUUUUAUAUUAGGAAUCACGAAAUAUAUAAAAAGAAACAUGGAAGGGGAAAAAAGCAAGCAGAAGACAGCUGAGGUGGCAGCUGAAAAUUCUGAUAAAUUUUUGGUUUGGUUCUGAUCAGCAUUGCUACACUGAUGUGAGCAGGCAUGCAUCACUGCUGCCAUUUUCUCAGCAACCGUGUAACUACAAAAGAGUUAUAUAAGAGUCAUGCAGUGGUUGCAUAAAACAUAGUAGCAGUGAAUGGAAGCAGCUGAAAGUCAAUUUUUACACCUAAACAGUCUGUAAGGAUUUGACUACAAUACAGUGUUGAAACAUAAUUUUAUAGACACAUUUUAAGCCACGCUUUCAGACGACAAGACAUCAAGAAGUGGCAGAGCCUUUCCAUUUUAGAGAGGCAUUUAUCCAAAUGGCCAUUAUGUGUUUUGAAACAUGAAAAAAAAUAUUAUUUAUUUACUCAAUGUGCCAUACUUUCAAGAUGCCAUUUGAAGAAGAAAAAUUAAGCAUUGCCAUAUGGUUUAUCUUUGACUUCAGCUGGAUACAUUUUCUGUUUUAAACCUUUUUUUACCAGGAAUAUUCCUGUUGAGAUUCAGAAUCUAUUGUGCAAGGUAGUCCUGCCAAAGACAGUAGACCUAUAGUUUCACAACACCCCAAGUUGAAAAACACAACAUAAAAUAAACUAGUUAGAACUGGUAAAUUUGUCAUUUCUAUCAAAGCACUAAAACAACCAGCAGCUUUCUAUAACUGGUUUUGUGCAUUCAGUGGUCCAGUAGCCCUUAGCCCUACUGAUUUAUAAUCCUUGCUUGGCAGUUCAUACACAUUCAAGAUGUCCCUGUAACAUACACCAGUUUGUGUUUGAGGAAGGACAAACAUAAUUUGUCUAUCUGACAAGAUGGCUCCUGGUGAUUUAAGGAAACAAAGGAGUCAAACACCUAAAAGGGCCUUGAAAAGAAAAAUGGACCAACCAACAAUAUGUGAACAAGAAAAAUCCAAAAAAUAAAUUCAUACCUGUUCAAUUAACUUGUCAUUUGAAGUAAAAAUUUGACAAGUGGCAUCAGGUUGCAUCCUUUGAUUCAGAAAGGCACAACACUUUCUGAAUGAUAUUUUAAAGACAGAUGCAGAUUAUCUGGGCCACUUGCUAAAGAUGAAGCAGAACAAGAUAUAAAUUUAGUGAAAAGUAUUUUUUAUUACUUUACAAGCUUUAUGCAAGAUUAGUUACAUCCAGUGUAAAGCGGACAGAGACUAAGGCAUGUUUAGCAUGAGCGAAUAGUAUUGAUACAGUGACAAAAAAUAAGCUUUGUUUCCUGAUCACAACGUUGAGAUUUCCUAUGUGGGUAUUCAGAGGAAAUGUGCCAAGUUAGACUUUUUUUCUGCCCAGUUGCUGCCAGCUAAAAAAUAUGGUUUGGAGUAAACAUUUCAAGGCAAAUUCAUCCACUGUGCUGAACUUUGUAAUCACAUAUUUAAAGAUGUAAACAACAAAAACUAUUUACAGAUUAAUUUAUCUAAUAAUUCACUUCAAAACCAACUAUGUAAAUAAUAUUUUUCUCCUUCACAGAUGCAACGCAAUGAUUACAAAGAAGAAAACUGGAGUAGUUCAGGUUGCAGAAGUUAUUUAACAUAAAUAAUCAAAAAUGGGUUUCACUUCCCACAUAGAACCCGUUUCAUUUUACAAUAAGUGCUUUGGGUUAAAUAAAUGUUCAUCUAACUUGGUAAUUAGUUAACACUGUGACAGAAACAGUUAAAAUUUUUAUAUUUUCUUAUGAAAAUUCUUACAUUUUCUUAUGAAAAUAUUUUCUUUAGAUAUUUUUUCAACAGAAUAAGGAAACCUAUCUAAAACUGACUAUUUCAAAAUAGAUCUUUAUUAGUGUUUAGUUAAAUCCAAACAAUGCUCAAAAUGGGAACCGAACGGACUUUUAAUCUUUUAAUUUGGACUCAGAAGCAGUCUCAGUCAUUCCGUUUAUUCCGUCUUGAAUAAGAUGCUGUUCUAUGUGGUAUUCUGCUAUUAAACAGUGACCUCUAGUGGUCGCUAUUCACUGUAACUUCAGCAGAAAACAGCAAGUGGAUUCUGCCUUGACUAAAAAAUCAAUGAAGUUCUAGUGAAGUAAAAAGUCCUGGCAGUGACACAAGUAUUGCUUUUUAUGGCUCCAUUAUUUUAAGAUGAUUAUUUCUUUUUUUCUAUGGCAUAGUGAAGAAUAAUUAAAAACAUGUAACAGUGAUUCUGACUGGCAAAUACAUCAGGGUUAUAUGACAAGUCAACAGUGUUGACUCUAUUUCUUCAUAGCUAUUGCAGUUCUCCUGGCAUGGUGGAAAUCAACAUCUAGGCCUAAUCCUGCCUGAUGGUGACCUAUUCUUGUUUUAUUAGUGCUCAAAGACAACCCCUAGGUUAGUUUCUGCUUAGCCAACAGUUUUUGGCAAUUGACCACUAGUUCUAGAUUACGCUUUUAUUCUACUGACCAAAUUUUAUUUAUUUUUUUACUACAGACAUCUUUCAUUUUUGACUGUGUUGUUAGACAGAACUGUUAAAAGUUAAGACCCAGUUCCUGGAUGAGAAACAAACCUACGCAUGGAUUCCAUGCAUGGCUCAUGACAUUUAGUGGUACUCACCUUUUGUUCUGGCCUCAGUUUAUUCGAACUUUGCACCAGUUUUCUGCUGUCUUUAAUUGUACUUCCUGCUGAUUUUCUGUCUAUUCUGAAGCAUUUUUGGAUGUAGACGAGGCGUCUCUUCUGCCCUUGUAUAUUUUUUCUUGUAUCACUUGCUGCUGCACUCACUCUUACCUGUUGCUUAUGUUAAACAAGCUCUGCACUGGUGGCAACACCAUGCUGUAAACCCCUCACAAAAUGAGCUCUUUAUGGUGCUUACUGGUCCUCUAAGUUCUUGAUUAGUUUUAAAAAUGUUUUUUUUUUGAGUGAAAUAUUACUACACUCAAAUGGAAUCAGCUGAUAUUUUGUCAGGGGGAAACUCUUGAUUAUGACAGUCUACCAGUAUAAUAUCAGCUCAGAACAAUCACUUUUUAUUUACACAGAUUUUCUUAAAUGGUAAAUGGACUGAAAUUAUAUAGCACCUUUCCACUCAUACUGACCACUCGAAGCGCUUUACAUUAGAGCCACAUUCACCCAGACGCACUCACUAGCACGCACACAUUCAUACACCGAUACGCAGAUCGGUAGGCAAUUUGAGGUUAAGUGCCUUGCCCAGGGGCACAUUGACAUGUGGCAGGAGGAAGCUGAAAUCAAACCCACAACCCUUGGAUUACAAGAUGACCACUCUUUUCACUGAGCCACAGAUGACUCAAAUGGCAGUAAAGAUGCCCAAACUUUUCUGAUCUUAUCAGCAUCAUCUUGACACCUUUAAAUGCGACAAGUUCAUACCUUCUACAUAUUUUUAUUCCUGAAUAAACUACCUGCACAGCUGUAUUCCUGCUUAAUGAAGGACCAAUCUGAUUUCCCUAGAAUAUUUUAGAACACAUGCACAUAAAAAAGUUACUAUAUAAAAUGGAAAAUUAGAAACACAUAGUACCUUACAAAGGUAACCAUACACUUAUACUUGUCCAGGUUUAGUCAUGAAACCACAAUCUUCAUUGAAUGUUACUGAGAUUUUAUGUAAUCCAACAAAACAAAGUAGUGCAUAAGCUGCUGAGCAUUAGUUUGGAUAACUUGGAACACAUCUAUAGACACAGUCAGAUAAUGCACGGUGAAGCAGUUGGUAGCACUGUUGCCUUGCAGCAAGAAGGUCAUGGGUUUGAAUCCCGGGCUGGGAUCUUUCUGCAGGGAGUUUGCAUGUUCUCCCCAUGCGUGUGUUCUCUCCAGGUAAUCUGGCUUCCUCCCACGGUCCAAAGACAUGAUUGUUAGGUUGAUUGAACUCUAAAUUGCCCUUAGGUUUGAGUGUAUCUCUGACUGGUGGAGAUAGGCACCAGCCACCCUAUGACUCUGCAAGGACAAGCGGGUAUAGACAAUGGAUGGAGAGCGCCUAAUUGGGUAGUUUGUACCGAAGCCAUGUGCUGCAGAGGAUGUUGUUGAUUCUGCCUUUACUUUGUCUGCUGUUAGGUAUGUUUUGCUGGGAAUUGUCUUUUACUAGUUUUUUUUUUUUUGUUGGUGAAAAAGUCAAUGUAAAUUAGUGUCGUGUGUUCAGUCACUGAGCAAAAUUUCCCCCUUGGGACAAUAAUGUUUAAUUAAAGAUUAGAGAUAUUUACUAUUAAAGUUAGUUGUGAAGUAAAACGAAAAUGAUAAAUGGUUUUCUGGAGUUUUCCAAAUAAAAAUAUGAAAUGUG
Messenger RNA from Girardinichthys multiradiatus, 7057 nucleotides. RefSeq names its product integrin beta-3-like. The coding region runs from base 130 to 2508 and encodes 792 amino acids. Gene Ontology annotation, cellular component: focal adhesion; cell surface; integrin complex. Gene Ontology annotation, molecular function: fibrinogen binding; integrin binding; fibronectin binding. Lineage: Eukaryota; Metazoa; Chordata; Actinopteri; Cyprinodontiformes; Goodeidae. The record is from RefSeq and is a predicted model, not a curated record. Gene Ontology annotation, biological process: cell adhesion mediated by integrin; integrin-mediated signaling pathway; cell-matrix adhesion. The transcript is spliced from 16 exons.